Molecule: messenger RNA, 1592 nt
Organism: Magnolia sinica
Lineage: Eukaryota; Viridiplantae; Streptophyta; Magnoliopsida; Magnoliales; Magnoliaceae
Product: protein EARLY-RESPONSIVE TO DEHYDRATION 7, chloroplastic-like
Exons: 4
Cellular component (GO): plasma membrane
Source: RefSeq, a predicted model, not a curated record
UCAUCAUCUCUCUACUCUACCAUCGAAUCAUCUCGGCCGUCGUCUCUCUACCCCACCAUCGAAUCAUCUCCGCCGUUCAUAUCUUCUUCAUCUUCAAUGUACCCUUCUGUUGACAUGAAUGACCUCGUCGAGAACCUCUUCCCCAAUUCCUCUUCCAAUCCUUUGCCAUCGGCUCCCCCCAUCGACUCCUUUGAAGAAACCCUUAUCACGAUCCCUGGCGCCAUUGUCCACCUCAUCGACAAGCACUGCAGUGUAGAGCUUGCGUCCGGCGAUCUCACCAUCCUCCGCAUCCGCCAGGGUGUCAACACCAUCACCGUCCUGGUUUGCGUCGGCAAUGUCAUCCAAUGGCCUCUCGCCAAAGAUGCGGCCGCAGUCAAGCUCGAUGACUCCCACUACUUCUUUGCCUUGCGUGUGCCUUCAUCGGACGGUUCAGAUUCUGGUGAUGAGGAUUUCAAUGAUGGGUCCGAGAUUCUUCUCAAUUAUGGGCUGACAAUCGCGUCGAAAGGACAAGAAGGAUUGUUAAAAGAGUUUGAUGCCAUUUUGGAGAAGUACAGUAGUUUUUCGGUCCAACAGGUUUUGGAGAAAUCAGAGGCGCUAGAUGGGUCAGUGGCAAAGGGGGUGUCACCUGCUGAGAUGGAAGCGGGGUCGAAGAAGGAGAUGAUGGAAGAGCAGUCCGUGGCGUACUGGACGACACUGGCUCCGAAUGUAGAGGAGUACGGUUCGGGCAUGGCACGGGGGAUUGCGGCAGGGUCUGGGCAGCUGAUAAAGGGGAUCGUCUGGUGCGGUGAUGUGACGGUGGAGAGAUUGAAGUGGGGAGAUGAUAUAUUGAAGAGGAGGAUGGGGAAGAGUUCCAAGUCAGUGGAGGUCAGCAACGAAACACUGGAGAGGAUAAAGAGGGUUAAGAGGGUCACAAUGAUGUCAGAGAAGGUGGCUAUUGGAGUCUUAUCUGGAGUUGUGAAGGUCACUGGAUUUUUCACCAGUUCUAUUGCAAAUUCAAAAGUCGGCAAGAAGUUUCUUGAUCUCCUGCCAGGGGAAGUUGUCCUUGCUUCCCUGGAUGGAUUUGGCAAGGUCUGUGAUGCUGUUGAAAUAGCCGGAAAGAAUGUUAUAUCAACAUCAUCUGUUGUGACAACUGGACUUGUAUCUCAAAGGUAUGGCAACCAGGCUGCAGAGUUAACUAAUGAAGGCCUGAAUGCCACCGGGCAUGCUCUAGGAACUGCAUGGGCUGUCUUCAAGAUAAGUAAAGCGAUCAAUCCAAAGAGUGCGAUCAAACCCACACACCUGGCGAAGUCGGCCAUCAAAGCAGCUGCGGCUGACAUCAGGUCUAAACAAAGCAGGUAGUACAACGAGUGCUGGUCAUUUCUAUAUUACAGAUUUAUGGCGAUUGUAUGUUUUUUUUUUUUCCCUCUGGCAACAGUGUUCUUUUGCUGCAAAUAUGUUGGCAUUGGUUUUUUUUUUUUUUUUCCCCUGUAAAACACUUCUUUGGCGGGUUGUAGAUUGUAUAUAGUGGUCAUUGUUAUAUAUAAAGAACUUCCAUGCAUGUAUUAUUUAGUUUACAUUAUAAAUAGGAUGUACACUGGAUUUUUGCCAUCAAA